This is a messenger RNA of Phlebotomus argentipes, 5017 nucleotides long. RefSeq names its product double-stranded RNA-binding protein Staufen homolog 2 (gene stau). The transcript has 8 exons. NCBI's taxonomy places the organism in Eukaryota, Metazoa, Arthropoda, Insecta, Diptera, Psychodidae. The record is from RefSeq and is a predicted model, not a curated record. Bases 324 to 2936 code for a protein of 870 amino acids.
GUGUGUUUUUUGUUCUUCUCGGAGUAAAAAUGGCCGCUUGUUAAAAUAUCUACUUUCUUUAUUGUUUGCCAAAGAUUCAACAGUGGAAACUCAUCUGUGACUAUUGUGCGUCUAUUUCGUUACAAAAACAACCCCGUCAGCGCUAUUGCGUCUUUUGAAGUGAAAUAGAUCCGUGCGAUUGUGGGAAAUUUGAUCAUAGUCACAGCAGAACUCUGCACGUUCAUCAAUUUGUGCUUGCGGAGCAUUUUCCAGGCACAAAAGCAUUCAAUCAUCUUGGAACUUUGGUGGUUGUCCAGGAGCACCCCCGGAAGGCAGCCUGAGAAAUGAUGCAUCACAACAACCCGACGCAUCAUCCGCACAUGCAUCCGCAUCUCCAUCCCAGCCUCCAGCAGCAGCAUGCGCAGCACCUGGGCCAGCAGAUGCCCCACCACAUGGCGCCCAGCAUGGGCCACUCGGCUCCCGGGCAGCACCACGGCUUCCCACGCGAGCAGAUAAAUAGGUCAUAUCAGAGGAUUAAUCAACACCAGAUUCAUCAGAAUCAUGGCCGGGUGGCGAAGGCGCAGAGUGCACAUCACAAUUCUAUGAUUAUUGGGCAGCACAUGAAACCGGGGAGACACAGUGUGAUGGGCGGCGGUGGAGUGCCAGCGCAGAUGUCAUCGCACCAUCACAAGAAGCAACAUCAGCAGAAAUCUGCGCCUCCACUGCAAGUUCCACCAAAUCAAAGUUCUCAGGCAACACAGAGACUUUUGCAGACUAUCGAGAUCAAGACGGAAGUGUCGACGAACAACAAUCCGCCACAAGAAGGACCAAAUAUCCCAACGGUGUCUGUUGUCUCGGCGGCGGCAGUCAUGACGUCGCUGGACAUCAAACCAAACAUUGAUAUAUCUGGUCCUGAAGAUCCGUCGACGGACAACACAUCGCAGUCUGCAACAUCUGAAACCUUGGCAAACAUUAAAGAGAAAACUCCGAUGUGUCUUGUAAAUGAAUUAGCACGGCACAACAAGAUUCAACACCAAUAUCGACUAACUAGCGAGCAGGGUCCGGCGCACAAGAAGAAAUUCACCGUGAUACUAAAGCUGGGCGAGGAGGAAUACACAGCUGAGGGUCCGAGCAUAAAGAAGGCUCAGCACACAGCCGCGGCGGAUGCCAUCAGUGCCACGAAGUACAAGCACCCGCCGACAAAGACGAAUCGCAUUCGGGGUGGGAAAGUGGAGAGUCAUGUGGGAAAUAUCACACCGACGGUGGAGCUCAAUGCGCUGGCCAUGAAGCGUGGCGAGCAGACAAUUUACAUGAAUGACCAUCCCAUUAGGGGGAUGAAUGGCAUGCAGCCGUACGCGCAGACGAGCGGCAAUGGCGGCUUCCUGCCCACGCAUCCGCUCACGCAGCAGUACAACAGCCAUCAGUAUGGGAACUAUCACAGUCGCAAUGUGGCCGGCGUAUAUCAGCAUCAGCUGUCACGCUUUCAGGGCUUCGACAAAAGGCCUCUGACCAGAAGUUUCCCGCAAAGGAAUGUUGCGUCUUUCGGCCACUUUGGCGGCAACAGCUUCGAGCCAUAUCGCGUCACAUUGACCGUGGGCGAGAGGAAGUUCGUGGGCGUAGGGGCGACGCAACAAGCGGCCAGACACGAUGCCGCGGCGCGAGCACUGGAGGUGCUGAAGCCCAUCACGACGGACAGUCCGAGUCAGGAUGUUUCGCUGGUUGAGGAUAUCAAUACGGAGCUGAAGUCGCCGAUAUCGCUGGUGCAUGAAAUGGCGCUGAAAAGGAAUCUCACGGUGGCAUUUGAGGUGAAGAUGGAGAAGGGACCGCCACACAUGAAAGUCUUCAUUACAAUCUGCAACGUGGGCACACUAAAGACUGAAGGGGAGGGAAAUGGUAAGAAGAUAUCGAAGAAGAGAGCAGCUGAAGCGAUGCUAGAGGAAUUGAAGAAAUUGCCGCCAAUUUCACCAACUCUGCGAGUCAUUAAGCCGAAGAGGAAGCCUCAAGAUGUGGUUAAGAAAAAAUCACGAAACUUGAUAAAGGAGAAGGACGAUCCUGAGUACACGGCUGAGGUGAAUCCCAUCUCCAAGUUGAUACAGAUACAGCAGUCGAAGAAGGAGAAGGAGCCAAUCUACACAGUGGCCGAGGAGCGAGGCGUUCCGCGUCGGCGAGAGUUUGUCAUUGAAGUGGCGGCCGGUGGCUAUUCGGCGGUGGGCGUUGGCUCGAAUAAGAAGGUGGCAAAGAGAUUGGCGGCUGAGAAUCUCCUGGCGCUCAUGGGCUACGUGACGAAUGACAAGGAGAAGAGUGAGGAGAGUGAAGCUUCUGUGGCGUCUGUGGACAAAUCCAAGAAGGUCACUUUCCAAGAGCAGUCAGACUCGAGUGCUUCGAGUCAGGAAAGUCAGGGCGGCAGUGCUGGACGGCAACUCGUGCCGGGAUUGCUGCUGAUACAGCAGAAAGACGCUCCGGCGAAGGGUGUGAAGAAUCCUGUGCUCAAUCCACAGACAACGGCGGCCAUUGCCAAGGAGAUUUUGGCCAGUGGCACGUCACCAACGGCGGAUGCGCUCACAAAAGGCGGCGGCGACUCGCAGGCGAACAACAAUAACAAUGAGAAGACUAGUGAACCCAGUUCGCCGGCUGUGGCAGAGGGGAUUCGACCUAAGGAUCAACUGCUCUAUCUGGCACAACUGAUUGGUUUCAAUGCUCAAUUUUCGGACUUUCCCAAAGGCAAUCACGGUGAAUUUCUAACACUGAUCACUCUGUCAACUGAUCCGCCGCAAUUGUGUCACGGUUCUGGCAACAGCAUAGAAGCGUCGCACGAUCAGGCGUCCACGAAGAUGUUGACGAUGCUCAGCAAACUUGGUCUGGACAAUGUUCAUCCCGUCAAUGCACAGCCAACAUCAACGUCUCCAGUUGAUGACAAGAAGCCCAAACCAAUUCUCAGUAAUGGUUUAAAGAAGUGAAUUGCUUUCCGCAUACUUACGGAAAAGAAUAAAACUCAUCUGUAAGUAAUAUCAUUUGGUUCAUCAAUUCGUAAUUUACACACACACACAUACACUCUUCUGAAGUACCUUCAUAAAGUCCUUUUCAUGCUAUCUUUAUUCAUUUUAAAAAUAUUACUUUAAGAAGAAAAGAUAAAAACUGAAGCUUGCUUUCAAAUAGACAGGAAAAUGCAAUAAAAUUAUCAAAAUAUUUAAUUAGUCUAUGUCUUCUGUGCAACAAAACAUUUUUUCUUGUUUAUAUUAGUUGGAUUAUUUGUGUAACUUUUCUGAGAUGUUAUGAGAGAAACCUUGGUUGACUCGAAAAGAAAUCAUUACUGACUUGUAUUUAGCCUGUUUGAGAAAAAACGAGAGAGUGGGAGAGAAGAGAAAAUAAUAACCAUCUCAAUAUUUGCGAGAUUCUGAGCAGUGAAAGAAGGCGAAAGAAAUUUUGGGCAAUGAAUUGAGAAUGUUGAUGAAAUGACAAAGGAAUUGAAGGAAUGAAAAGUAUUAUUUUUCUCACUUUGUAACACCCAAAAAUGUGUUUUUUUUUCUUGAGUUUCUUGACACCCUCGAGUUUCUCAGAAAAUAUUCUGAUGGUUAAUAAACAUGAAUUGCACUCAGGUGCAAGAGAAUGAAAAAGAACAAAGGAAGAGGAAGAGGUGAAGAUUUUUAACACGCGGCGAUUAACAGUAGAAGUCCCUGUAUUAAUUUUAACAAUUAAUGUGUUGAUAGAAUAGAGAUUAUAAAAAAAUCUGAGACACACAUAAAACCAGUGAAGUAAACUUUCUGAAUAACGUGAAAGAAGUUAAAUGAAACUUCAUAAAAAUGAAUUUUAAGAAAAUUUCACAAUCUUCUUUAUGAACAUUUCCUUUUAUCAACUUGCAAAUUAAGCUGCUGCAGAAGAUUGUCAAUUAUUUCUUUGAAUUUCAUUGCUUAUCUUUCUUUCAAAGAUUAAAGAAAUUGACAGAAAAAGAGAGAUGAAAAUGUGGAAUAAUGUUGAGAUUGAUGUUAGAAAUUGGCCAAUAUUUAUUUUUGACCUGUUAUUGAGGAGUUUUUUUUUUAAGUUUCCAAUGAGUUCCUUUCACGAAACGAGUGAAACAAGAUAAUGUAUAAAGGAAAUGUCAUAAAAUAAGUUAUUGAAAAAAAAAGAUGAAACAGAGAUAUAAAUAAAUAUGAAAAAAAAACAAUGUGUAAAUGUUGAAAGAGAAUAUCUGUAUGUGAAAUACCAUAAAACAUUUUUCUACUUUGUGAACUAUGUUUUUUUUUGUCAAGCUUACUAUACUUUUUAUCUUACUAUCCAUAAGUUUAGAUAAAUCUGUCCCGUAUCUCCAAAAUCAUUUAAUAUUUAUUGAGAGAAAAUUAUCGUGAGAUACGCAGAAAUUAGCAAACAAAACUGUCUUUGAUGUUGAUUUGAAAAUUGUUUAAAAGAAAGAGAUAUUUUAGUAAAUUCUCACCAGCAUGAAUUUAUUUUACAAAGAAAGAUUCGAUGAAAGAAGUGGAAAAAAUUAAAACAUGAGAGAAACGUUAUAAUUGUUGAAAAAAUAUGAAGAAAAGUAUAAUUUCAUAUGAGAAAAAUGUGAGAAAGAGAUGUAAAAACAUUUGUUGAUUUCAUUUCGUUUGAUGACACUUUUUUCCUUCGAAAAUAAAAGUUUAUGUGUCUAAUUGCGGGGUACAGACAGAUAAAUUAUAUUAUUAAAAUGAAAUUUAUUAUAUUAAUUUUGCCAACUAGAAGAAGAAGAGAAAAACAUCACGAGAACAUUUCAUUGUGAAUUAAGUAUUAAUGAAAUAAUGAAAAUAUGAAUAAUCAUGUAAUCUUCUUCUAUUUAUAUAUUGAUAUAUUUGCAAACAUCUUCUAACUCAUUUUAAAGUGUAUUUUUGCGCGAUCGUUGUUUUUAUUGCCCUUUUUCGCCAUUGGAUAGGAAAUUGUGUAGAAAUUGAGGAUAAAUUGUUGCUGCGCCGUUUUCUACACAAUUUCCUCUCCGCAUGUCUUUAAAUCAUAUACAUAAUAUGUUUAUGUAUAUAUUAAAACAAAUGAAAUCAAUAAAAGUAUGUUAGUAAUUGUA